Molecule: messenger RNA, 2213 nt
Organism: Tigriopus californicus
Lineage: Eukaryota; Metazoa; Arthropoda; Copepoda; Harpacticoida; Harpacticidae
Exons: 10
Coding region: 90-2213 (707 amino acids)
Source: RefSeq, a predicted model, not a curated record
AUUGCGUGGGUGGAGCUCCGAACGUUCCAGCCGAAUUUGGAAACUAUGAAUUCAUCGCCAAUGGAAAUACUUACUCAACCCCCGGGGACAUGGCUUCUGUGCCUGUUCUCAUUGGCCAAAAUUUGACAUUUCAAUGCGCGGAUGACGGGUACUUCGAAGAACAGGACACGGCUGUGAAUAAGAGCUUUAGUGUAGCUUGUCAGACCGGAGGAAUUUACCCAAGCAUUGCUCCCUACCCAGUGUGUACGACUCAGAAGAAAUGCGUGGAUCCUUUCAACCACACGGUUCCAAAUUUGCGCGUGAUCUCUCUAACUUCUGUUUUCUCCAAUGAUACAUUCAUCUACCGCGAUACAAUCCAAUAUGAUUGUGAUGCCAGGGAGUUUGAGUUACAAAGAGCCAGAGACGGCUAUGUCUAUCCAGGAGGAACACAUGAAGCAAAUUGCUUAUUCAAUCGACUUUGGGACACGCAGGCCACGGAUUUGAAAUGUGAACGGAUUGCCUGCGACUAUCCUCCCUUGCCAGACCCAACACACGACCUGGAACUGAUCCCUCCCCAAGACAUUGUUCGCUUUGGUGAUUCGGUGACCUAUCAAUGUCGAAAGGGUGGGAGCUUAGUCAAUGCUUUUGCUAAUUGGACCUUUGAUUUGCCUUGUGUGGAAUCUUUAGGCAACUACAGUGACACCGCCCCAUUCCCAUAUUGCGUUAGAAGCACUACUUGCGAUGAUCCGGUGCCUGAUGAAGUAUCAGAAACAGAAGGUGCAUAUAUGAAACCAUCUGAACCCGCAUGGAGAGGCCAGUGCUUUUGGAAAGGAUACAAGAUAACGAGUAGCCUUAGUGUGCCAGAGACAUCGAUUGGGUCCCUCGACGACUGUUUUGAUGACUGCCGAAAAAACGAGAAUUGUCACUUCUUCUCCUUCCAAUUAGAUCAAUCCACAUGCAAACUUCGUUCGGACACCAACGAGCUCCUCCUAGAACGAGACCUAACUUCGGCUUUUGGAACACCACUUUGUGGGAAAUUUGUCAAUUCAACGUCAUUUCGAGUGUCGGUAAACCAAAAUAAUAAUAGUCUGUGGGACAGCUCAACCCUUGACAUGAUCAUCGACGGAUCUCUGGGGAGUAUUGCUCGAUUCAAGGAUAACCUGCUCCUCCCUUUGGAGAUCGACAUUGAUUUUGGAGAGGAUCUUUACGUCGAUGGAGUGACGAUGAUCUUUUCGGGCAACACCAAUAUUGAGCUCAAAUACAGAUCUUCAUCCGGGAUGCCCAACUUUCAAGAAACGGUCACAAAGGAGAAACGAGUCUCCAACAUUGCCAUCACUUGGAUUUUCAAGCAUCCACACCUAACGAGCCAGUUCCAAGUCGUGGGUGAUCAGAACACAAGUAUCGACAUUUUUGAAUUCAUUCCACACUUUUCCGAUAUGGCCUUGUUUCCUCCGGUGAAGGAUUGCUCCGAAGUGUAUCGUUUGGGGUUUCAUCAGAGUGGAUCGUUUCUAAUCGAUCCGAGUGGAAACAGAAGUCCAUCCAAGGCCGUACGAGUUUGGUGUGAACUGGGAUGGACAACCAUGCUCAUUCGGCACAAAGACGGAUUGCUUUCCAACGAGACGCAUUACUUCGACGGAUCCAAUGACAUGACAAAAUAUCAAGCCACCACCUUAGAUAGCAACGCCGGCCACUCAAUUAACGAGUAUUGGAUAGGAUUGGACAACCUUCACAACAUCGUGGCUGGAAGCGACCAUGAGAUGAUUGUAAACUUAUGGGAUGCACAUGGAAAAUGGGCCCAAGCCCACUACCAAACGUUUUCUAUCGGAAACAAAUCGUCAAAUUAUGCCCUCACUUUGAGGGGGUUUCAAAACUCGACGGGAAUGUCCGAGGCCGGCGAUUCCUUGGGUGAUCAGAGUGGGUUGGCCUUCUCUCUGAAUGGCAACUCUUCUUGCAAUGUCAAGCACUUGGCGAGUGGUUGGCUGGAAGAGAAAUCUGACAUGGGUGGAAUCUGUACCCGGGCCAACAUUUUCGGCAACAAUGAACAAAAACCAGACGAUUCGGAUCAUCAGAUUGCUUGGCGAUCUUUCAGGGGAUCGCAUCGAAAUCUGGGCUAUGUGAACGUACAAAUACGACCCAAGAAUUUUAUCGGCACUGAGGCUCUCGCUGAUGAAAGCACAUUACUAAGCCACAUUGAAAACGCUAAAAAAGGUCAAUUCUCGUCGAAAUUCAGGUAA